Messenger RNA from Paralichthys olivaceus (Japanese flounder), 855 nucleotides. It is a transcript of the gene rnf182, whose product is annotated as ring finger protein 182. The record is from RefSeq and is a predicted model, not a curated record. Gene Ontology annotation, molecular function: ubiquitin-protein transferase activity. NCBI's taxonomy places the organism in Eukaryota, Metazoa, Chordata, Actinopteri, Pleuronectiformes, Paralichthyidae. Gene Ontology annotation, cellular component: cytoplasm. Gene Ontology annotation, biological process: protein ubiquitination.
AUGAAGAUUGAGCUGCAAGGCACAGACGAUGGUGGUGGUGGCCGUGGCCACAUGGACAUACUGAGCCCUGAGGAGCUGGAGUGUAAGAUCUGCUAUUGGGCGUACAACCUCAGGAGUCGCAGGCCAAAGGUGCUCGAGUGCUGCCACCGCCUGUGCGCUAAAUGCCUAGCUAAGAUCCUGGAUCUGGGUGAGUCGCCCCCCAACAUUGUGGUGUGCCCCUUCUGCCGCUACAUCACCAGACUUGCCGGGGAGGCCGUGAGCAGUUUGCCAGACGACUGCAACCUGGUGGCAGCGCUGUCUCUCCAAAAUAGGAAUCAGAGGAACCUCCACUUCCACCAGGAGUCGACCACAGAGCUGCUCCUCAGCCCCAGGCACCUGAGCUCGCUGAUGGGCAACAAUGCACCAGUCAUGUCCCCUUCCCCGCCCUCCUCUGCCUCCUCCGCCACUACUUACUCCUCCAUCCGGAGCUCCCCUAACUUUGUCGUCAUCACCAUCAUGGAACCUCCACCAGCGCCCGCCUCAAACCAUGAUCUCCACCAUCAGCCACAUGGAUCACACACAUCAAGCCGGGGCUACCGCUCAUCCAGUCUGGACUCCAUGGCGUCCAUCACGCAGAGGUGGACGGUGUGGAACUGUGCAGCCCUCCUGUGCCAGACAUCCGCCAGGGCACUGGUGUGGGUGCUGGGGCUGCUGUACUUCAGCUCGCUGCCCAUGGGGGUUUACCUGCUCAUCAUGCAGAGGACAACGCUCGGCGUGCUGCUGGUGAGCCUGGUUCCUGCCAGCCUCGUCAUGAUCAUGGUCUAUGGAUUCUGCCAGUGUAUCUGCCAUGAAUUCUGGGACUGCAUGCCACCAUAA